Lotus japonicus is the source of this 2670-nucleotide messenger RNA. Its product is annotated as zinc finger BED domain-containing protein RICESLEEPER 2-like. The transcript is spliced from 4 exons. NCBI's taxonomy places the organism in Eukaryota, Viridiplantae, Streptophyta, Magnoliopsida, Fabales, Fabaceae. The record is from RefSeq and is a predicted model, not a curated record. Bases 1 to 2670 code for a protein of 889 amino acids. Gene Ontology annotation, molecular function: DNA binding; protein dimerization activity.
AUGGCUUCCGGGAACCCGAACAGAACCCCUCGGAGCCUUGUGCAGAAAAAGGGAGGUGGUACUAAACCACUUGAGUCGCCGCGGAUGAUAUGGACCGCCAAAAUAGAGUGUCAAGAACGUAACAAAGCUCUAUUUGAAGCUAAUGUUUGCAACCAUGAUGAAUGCUUUAACAUAGAAGCACUUAUGGAUCGUUCCGGUACACCAUUUCUCUUCUCUGAUCCCAAUUUCAUCGUUUUCGAACAUGGCUUCCGGGAACCCGAACAGAACCCCUCGGAGCCUUGUGCAGGUGGUGCUAAACCACUCGAGUCGUUGCGGAUGAUAUGGACCGCCAAAAUAGAGCGUCAAGAACGUGACAAAGCUCUAUUUGAAGCUAAUGACGGCACUGUUGAGUUUACCCCAGAGGAGAUUGAAGGGUUGCUGCUUGAGAAGAUGCAGAGGGGGAAUCCCUUGCAGAUGGUGGAUUUCAUUAAGCGGCUUAAGCUUUGCCUCCGAUGGUAUAAGAGAGUUGAAGAAGGAUAUGUGCAAAAGAUAGAAAAGCUUGAGAGUGAUCUACAAUAUGCUGAGAAGAGAUGCAUGGACACUGAUUCACAAAUGUCUACUCCACUUGAGAGCAAUCCUAUUGUUGUUGAGGUGAACGAGCAUGUCCAACCAGAGGCAAGUCAACAGCAAGAUAACGCACAAGAUGGUGAACAAGUCCAAGAUCAGGUCGGUGAAGAAUUGGUAACCAAGAAAAAGAGGAAGAAAACAUCUCCAGUUUGGGCAGAUUUUGAUGAAAUUGAAAUUACCGGGGGUGCAAAGAAAGCAGUUUGCAGAUAUUGCAAAGAGAAAUUGUCUACAGGUGGGAAAGGAGCCAGUACUAGCCAUCUGAGAAGACAUUCAGAAAUUUGCUUACAAAGGAGAGUGCAUUUGGCUAGUGAAAAGAAGCAAAGUACCAUACCAUUUCAGCCUUGUAACUCAGGUAACCCGUUUCUGAAUUCUGGUGCUAGAUACAAUAAUGAAAAGAUGAGGGAAAUCAUUGCUUCUGCUAUUAUGGUUCAUGAAAUGCCGUUUAGUAUGGUUGAGAAUGAUGUUUGGAUGUGGGCUUUCCAGUAUGCAAAUUCAGAUUUUCAAAAGGUAACUCGUAAAACCAUAAGAAAUGAUUGUUUAGCUUUAUAUGAGAUGGAGAAGAGAAACUUGAAGGCAUUGCUGAAAAGUGUGAAUAAGAUUAGUUUGACAACAGAUAUGUGGAAGUCAAGCCACCAAGUAGCUGAAUAUAUGGUGGUUACAGGUCACUUCAUUGAUGCCGGGUGGAAGCUUCAGAAGAGAGUUUUGAGUUUUGUGAAAGUGCCAGCUCCUAGGCGUGGGGUUGAUGUGGCUGACGCCAUUUUCAAGUGUUUAAAAGUUUGGGGGAUUGAGAAUAAAAUUUUUUCCAUAUCUGUUGAUAAUGCAGCUUACAAUGAUAAAUGCUUAAAAAAUCUCAAGGAGAACUUAUCAGGCAAUAAGUUAUUUCUUGAUGGUGCUUUGUUUCAUGUUAGGUGCUGUGCUCACAUAUUAAAUUUGUUGGUGCAAGAUGGCUUAAGCAAAAUCAAGAGUGUCAUUGUCAAUAUUCGUGAAAGUGUGAAAUAUAUCAACUACAAUGAUGCAAGGUUAAAGGCCUUUUGUGAUGUGGUUGAACAGAAACGCUUGAAGGAAAGGAAGCUUGUUAUUGAUUGUCCAACAAGAUGGAAUUCAACAUUUCAGAUGUUGUCUACUUCUUUGAAAUUCAAGACCGCCUUGGCUGCAUACAAGGAAAGAGAGCCGCAUUAUGUUUAUUCACCUUCACUUGAAGAUUGGAGCAAAGUUGAGAAGAUUUGCAAACUUCUAGAAGUGUUUGAUCUAGCUACUCAUGUAAUCUCAGGUAGUGAGUAUCCAACUGCUAAUUUAUAUCUUGCUGAAGUUUGGAGAGUUAAACAAGUAAUUGACAAUGCGUCUGAGGAUGAAGAUGACUUCAUGAGAGAAAUGGCAGCCCCAAUGAAAGAAAAAUUUGACAAAUACUGGGGUGAGUGCAAUUUGCUUAUGGCUAUUGCGAGUGUUUUAGAUCCUAGGUGUAAAUUUCACAUUGUUGAUAUAUGCUUUCCAUUGAUAUAUAAACCUGAAAAUGUUGCCAUGGAGAAUAUAAGUAAGGUUAGAACUUCAUUGGAAAAGUUAUAUGAUGAGUAUGUGUCUAUGAGUAUUGAGGAGUCAUCCUUUGUGGCUGCGAAUUCAAAUGAUGGUGGUAACAAUGUAACAUCCUCAACUGAAUCUGGAUCUUCAUUUGUCACUGGAUUUGACCAAAUUAUGAAUCUUGUGCGUGAAAAGGAAGCGGUUCCCCCAAUGAAGUCAGAACUACAAGCUUAUUUUGAUGAAGGUGUUUAUGUUCCCGAUGGUAAUAAUAACUCAUUUUGUGCAUUGGAAUGGUGGAGGAACAACAGCUUAAAGUAUAAGGUCUUAUCCAAGAUGGCCGCUGAUAUACUGGCUAUACCUAUCUCCACAGUGGCAUCUGAGUCUACAUUUAGUGCUGGAGGGCGAGUAAUUGAUGAAUUUCGUUCUAGAUUGAAUGAAAAAUCUAUUGAAGCACUCAUCUGUGGAGGGGAUUGGCUGCGUCAUAAGUAUAAUUUGAUGAAGAAGCCAAAGGUGGGUGAAGUGAAUGAGGAGAUCAACUUGAAGAUCUAA